AUGCAGGAGAUGUUUCUCUCCUCUGUGUUGCUCCCUCUCACCGAGAAGACCGGUGAGGUGGAGCGGGUCGAUGAGUUGCUCGGUAUGCUGGAGCAUUGCUUCAUCGACGCCUUCAAGCUGAGUCCCUCAUCUGGCAACAAGAGCGACGCUGAUCCCCAGAGUAACGCCAGCGGUACCUCCAGUUCCUUGUUUCCCUUCCCUUCUUCAACGCUAGACGCGGGUGAGGAGGCGAAGCUGCUUGCCGUGCGGGCUGUGGCAAAGUUUCACCGCACGGGGGCGGCGCGUCACAGCUACUUCUUUCGGACGCGUGACUACCACCCACACGCGGCGCUCUUUAUUCUCGAGCUGCUUAAGUCUCUCAACGGUAACUCGCAGCACUGGUUUCGGCAACUGCAACUGGACAGCUUAGAUGCAUGCCUGGCUAUUUUGGAGGUGAUAGGGAUGGAAAACGUGCGACUAUGUCUUCCCGGCGUGGUGUCAGUGGCUGUGCGCUACAUCCACCGUGCCCAUCACGGCAAGGACUCGACCAAGGUAUGUCUGAGCGCGAUCAAGCUGCUUUGCACUGCACUGACGAUUGCGUUUGGAGCCGCGGAGCCGGAGACGUGGGUGCAGGACGCCGAGGUGCAUUUGGCUAGUGCGCUGCGCUCCAUUUUUGUGCCCUCGGUGCUCGUUCGGAGUGCCCACGCUCCUGUUACGGUUGCUGCGCUGAAGUCGCUCAUCGUCUCGGUGCUGCUGUCGUCGGCCAUGACGGAGCGCACCAACACACCGCUGGGCUCGCUGCUGAUGGUGGCCUACGCGAUUGUGGAGAACAUGGAUCACCUGCACCACCUCGGGGACGACGUUGUUGGCGCGGUGGAGGCAGCCUCUUCGAUUGUGUGCACUGGUAGCAGUCUGCGCAACUCUACGGAUGACGCACGCAUGAACACCUUGAUGGGCAGUUCCUGGGCUGUGCUUGCCGUCACCGAGGCGCUGCAGUACCUGAGAGGGGUGGAGCUGCUUCAUCUCGCCACGACGGUUGCACGGGCACCGGGGCUGCGCGACCGCUUUUUCCCCUUGCAAGCCCCACCCCAGGCGGCGUCGUCGACGGCAGAGUCGCCAGACGUCAGCGAGUUGGCGGUUUCUAUCUUUCUGUCUGUCGUUCGUAAGUGCGUCCGCGUUGUUGGCACCGAGAUGGAUGAAGCGGCCCUGUACACCCAUCGCCGCCCGCGCAAGUACCCCGCCGGUGUCGUGGACGAGUUUCUUUUUUGCCUUGCUGGUGCCCUCGCCAGACUUCCGACGGUUGCUACGCUGACGCCAGACUGCCGCGACGACGACUUCGGUGACGGGAAUGAGACUGUUGGAGAGCGCUUGACGAACGCGCUGCUCACCGAGUAUGACGCAGUGCUGCAGGACUGGGACGCCUACGCGGUGCACCCAGCCGUGCUGUACGUGCUGCCGCGGCUCGUUGUGUGGCAAUUUCACCCACUGCAAGUCCUUCGCUCUCUGCCGAGCUGCUUUCCUCCUCCCACGGCGGGUAUGGUGGUCCCUAAUGAUGAGGCAACGAGGUCUUGCAUGUAUCCACAUCCAGCGGACCUGACUGCGGGGUCGUUCGAGCAGCUCUGGAGCAUUGUGGCGCAGCCCCAUCUCUGGGCCGUGACUCAAGAUGAGGCGCUGUGUACCUAUCAACAAGUGCACCAUCGGCAGGUGGUCGCUGCCACGCUGCUGCGAAUUCUCGCCUUGUCGGCUGAAGUACUCGCGUGCGGCGACUGGACAACCACAGAGAGGCCGGAUGCGGAGAGGGCCGAGGCCCUUGAGCGUCUCUUCACCUUGACGCUCUACCUUGUCCUCGAGAAGGCCGCUGCCAGUGGGAUACUGCAUGAGGCAGCAUUGCAUUGCGUCGAGGUGUACAGCGCUGCCUGUGGAGAGACGGACACUCUUCUGUUCCUGCUGCGUCACUCUACCCUUAUCGUGGAUGAGACGGCGCGGGCGGUGAAGGAGGAGCACCUGCGGCCUGCGGCAGCAAGUGUUCUGCGCGGCAGUCUCGCUUUAUUAGAGCGCCGCUUCAUUCGAGGCGGGGAGGGCAGCAGCAACGACCACGCAGCGUUGGGUUUCAGCGGCGCUAACCUCACUGCUCUCGUGCGUCAACGGCUCUCCGUGGCUGCAAUGUCGGCCAGCUUCACACGGGGGUCUACCAAGAUGGUCUCCCUGGAAGAGGCCGCACAGGUGGCAGACUUUGUGUCGAGUACUAUUCACGUGGCGCGCGAGGCCCUUCAGCUGUGCAGCCGCUACGACAGCACAGUCGCCGCAGAGGACGUGAUUGGCCGCAGAGCUGCGCUAUCCCUGCUGCGCGACGCGUUAGACCUCGCAGCGUACCUCAACUACUGUGUUCCCCAGGAGGCUAUGUGCGAAGAGCAGGAGCGCCACACCACCUCGGCGCAUGUUCGCGUGCGGGCACUUCAAUCGGUGGUGCUGGAGGCUGUGUACGCGGUGUUGCAGCACUGCACACUGCACGACCAAGUGGCCGCCAUUGCUGUUCAGACGGCGGUACGUGGGCUCACGUGUUUCCUGACAACCACUGCGGCUCUGACGUGGGCCGAUGUGACGCGGCAGCGCCUCAUUAGCGAGGCGGAAGAGCGUCGACGGUUGAUGCAGCGCAGUCGACGUGACGGACACAAAGCGCGUCUCAUGGCGGGCGAGGGCGAAGAGGACGGCACAGCCGAGGACGAGUCCGACGACGACCCCGGCAGGACUUCCCUUCCAACUCCGCCUCCCAUCGACUGGCCAUGGACGCAUUACGCGCCAACUGUCGUGGUCGCGGCGGAGGCGGCGACUAGCGUCGAAAUUGGGCUCCCCCGCAGCCAUCUCCACACUAUCUACCGCGUGUACCUUUCCCUCUUUGCGCUGCUGCGAGAGCCCAUGGCCGCCUUUGGGACCAUUGCAGCCGAGCCACACGCCCGUGCUGAAGUGGAGCGGCGCAACCUCGGCAAUGUUGUCGUUACCCCGGCUCUAUUUGAGACGCUGAGCGGACUCGAGGCGAUUCGCCUGCUCGCCUGCGAUUUUCUGCUGCAUCGCAUGGUGGACGAGGUGCUGCCGCUGGUCCUGUUGUGGCACGAGCGAGCGCGUCUGUCUCGCAUUCCGACUCACACAGAGGAGCGCGCCAAGCUGGCGACGCAGCAGUUCGUGGAGCACCUCUACGAAGACUGCCGGGACUCUGCCGAGUUGCACGAGUCGAUGAUGACCAAGUGCCGCUGCUUCGAUUUGUGCACCACUCCGCCCCCAAAGCCAGGGGUUUCUAAUCCGCAGCUGUGA
This is a messenger RNA of Leishmania braziliensis MHOM/BR/75/M2904, 3288 nucleotides long. RefSeq lists its product as hypothetical. Lineage: Eukaryota; Euglenozoa; Kinetoplastea; Trypanosomatida; Trypanosomatidae. The record is from RefSeq and is a predicted model, not a curated record. The transcript has a single exon. Gene Ontology annotation, cellular component: cytoplasm. Gene Ontology annotation, biological process: chromatin remodeling. Bases 1 to 3288 code for a protein of 1095 amino acids.